AUGACGACGCGAUACGCGCCAAGCGAGCUGGCGCCGCCCGAGGGCUUGGAUGAGCUGCUCUGGGGCUUUGCCAAGGAGGUGCUACGCGAUCAGCCAGCUGACAUCAUUGGCUAUGGCGCCAAAUACUUUCGCACGCUCGCAGACCAGGGACCCGCCCCUUCACAGAAGGAAACCCAGCGCUCAGCGCCUAGCCAGCCUUCAUCCCGCCCUGUCUCAAGCAAGCCCGUGAGUAAGCCUGGCACAGCUCCAGCGCCUGAAGUGCACGAGACUUCCGAAGCGACAUCAGAAGCUGAGCCCGAAGAAAGUGAAGUGGCUCAAGAGAGCGAAGCUGCACCUGCGGAUGAGGAAACUCCUGCACAGACAGAGGAGUCUGCCGAGCAACCGGCCGAGGAGCAGCCUGCUGACGCCGAGGAGCCCGCGACUGCAGCCAACGAUGAAACUAAUGAAGAAGAGGCUGCCGAUGAGCCCGAUGAGCCCGAGGCGCCAGCCGAUGAGCCCCAAGCACCUGCCGAUGAGCCCGAGGCGCCAGCCGAUGAGCCCGAGGCGCCAGCCGAUGAGCCCGAAGCACCUGUCGAUGAGCUCCCGGCGCCAGCCGAUGAGCCCGAAGCACCUGUCGAUGAGCUCCCGGCGCCAGCCGAUGAGCCCGAAGCCCCUGCCGAUGAUCCCGAAACACCUGCCGAUGAGCCCGAGGCACCUGCCGAUGAGCCCGAGGCGCCAGCCGAUGAGCCCGAGGCACCUGCCGAUGAGCCCGAGGCACCGGCCGAUGAGCCCGAGGCACCUGAAGCUGCAACUGAGGAGGAUGCUGACCAAGCACAGGGGACUGAUACUGCGGAGGCUGCUGAGCAAUCCGAGCAACCUGCGGAGGCUGCAGAACCCAAACCCGUCGCAGCAAGCUCCGCCAUUGACCCUGUCGGCCAGGCUUUGCUGGCCAAGGUGGCACCGGAGCAGGCGGAGCAGGACAUGUUGGCCGCCAUUGGCAGUCAGGAAGCUCUCAAGUCGCUUUGGAAGCAAGCCGAUUACAAUGGUAACGGAGGUUGCUCCUUGGCGGAGCUGGACAAGCUGGUCGAGGAGAAGGGUUGGCCCCUGAGCAAACCCACUCUUAUGCGGGCCUACAAGAAGACAACGCUAAAGGAUGGAGAUGGCGAUGCCUGGGUUGAGCGCAAGGAGUUUGCUGCGUUCAUCAGCAAUGCCUUCUUCUUUGAGCGGCUGUGGGAUGUUUUUGAGGAUUUGGACACGGGUGAUGAUCGUCGUAUUGACCUGCCCGAGUUUCAGGCCGGCAUGCGCAAGCUGGGCUGUGCGCUGAGCGACGAGGAGGCUGCGACAGAGUUUGCUAAGAUUGACACCAAUGGCGGCGGGCAGAUCCUCUUCAAGGAGUUCUGUGCCUACGCGGCACGCGCCGUGGGGACGGACAUUGAGGCCGCUGAUGCUCAAUGGCAGGAGGAUGCCACUGAUGCUGGAUCGGCAGAUUCGGCAACGGCGGGCUUUGAUGUAAACAAGUUGCUCGAUGCCAUUGCCCCAGACCAAGCCAACAAAGAUUUGCUGGCUGCCAUCGGCAGCAAAGAGGCCAUUGGUGCCUUGUUUCGCCAAGCCGAUUACAACGGCAACGGAGGCUGCUCCUUGGCGGAGCUGGACAAGCUGGUCGAGGAGAAGGGUUGGCCCCUGAGCAAACCCACUCUUAUGCGGGCCUACAAGAAGACAACGCUAAAGGAUGGAGAUGGCGAUGCCUGGGUUGAGCGCAAGGAGUUUCCAGCCUUUAUGCGCAACGCGUUUCUGUUUGAGCGAUUGUGGGACGUCUUUGACGGCCUGGAUGAGGACGAUGAUCGCCGCAUUGACUUGGCCGAGUUCAAGGCUGGCAUGCUCAAGCUGGGCUGUGUGCUGAGCGACGAGGAGGCUGCGACAGAGUUUGCCAAGAUUGAUACGAACAACGGUGGCAUGGUGCUAUUCAAGGAGUUUUGUGAUUAUGUCGGCCGUGCCGGCGGCUUGGAGCCCGUGGAAGGCGAUGACUGGUAAACAGUCGUGUGGCCCUGUGCUUGUUCCUGUGCUUGGAUCUGUGCUUGUGCUUGUGCUGUUUUAUCUGAAGGCUCUUUUAUGUGCGAGGUUUUUCUGUCCCCCCCCCCCCCCCCC
This is a messenger RNA of Monosiga brevicollis MX1, 2124 nucleotides long. RefSeq lists its product as uncharacterized. Lineage: Eukaryota; Choanoflagellata; Craspedida; Salpingoecidae. The record is from RefSeq and is a predicted model, not a curated record. The coding region runs from base 1 to 2010 and encodes 669 amino acids. Gene Ontology annotation, molecular function: calcium ion binding. The transcript has 4 exons.